AUGUGUCGGCAAGCUGCCUCACUCUUCUUGUAUCAUGCUCCAUGGGCACAUACCAUCUGAGGUCUCCCCCCUUCUCCCUAUAUCUGAGGUCUUGUCCUGUCUCAGAUCCGAGUGUUUCUUGUUCUCCUUAGACAGCAGACAACCCUCACACCACGACCCCUCCCCCCUUUUACACAGCCCCUAGCUGUCUACUUGCCAUUGUCACCAGAGCUAGCUGCCUCGAGUAGACAAGACAAGCUUUAGCCAUGGAAGCUGCCAAGAAGACCGCGGGAGGCAACAAUGCUUACCACAACUUCCACAACGACUUCCUCCACGUCAAGGACGUCAAUGAGCGGAGAAGACUCGCCCUCGCAGAGAUCGACAGAGCCCCGUUCGGCUGGUACCAUGUCAGGGCCAUCCUCGUGGCUGGCAUCGGCUUCUUCACGGACUCGUACGACAUCUUUGCCGUCUCGCUGCUGACGACCAUGCUCGGCGUCGUCUACUAUCCCGGCGUCGGCCACAUGCCCCUGUCGUCUGACACGGCCAUAAAGCUCGCCACCUCGGCGGGAACCAUUGUCGGCCAGCUCGGCUUCGGCGCCCUCGCUGACGUUGUCGGCCGCAAGCGCAUGUACGGGCUGGAGCUGCUCCUGAUCAUCUUUGCGACCUUUGCCCAGUCCCUCGCGUCUUCGUCGCCGUCUAUGAACAUUAUCGGCGUCGUCAUCUUCUGGCGGGUGCUCAUGGGCGUGGGCAUCGGAGGAGACUAUCCCCUUUCUUCCAUCAUAACAGCAGAGUUCGCCACGACCAAGUGGCGCGGCGCCAUGAUGGGAGCUGUGUUCGCCAUGCAAGGAUUCGGCCAGCUAGGCUGCGCCUUCGUCAUGCUCUUCCUGACCCUCGGCUUCAAGGAGUCUCUGAAAAUGUCAAGCAGCCUGGCGACGUGCACCGAUGGUUGCGCCGAGUCGGUCGACAAGAUGUGGCGGAUGCUAAUCGGGUUCGGCGCCGUGCCCGGCUGCAUCGCCCUCUACUACCGGCUGACCAUACCCGAGACGCCGCGGUACACGUUCGACGUGGCCCGGGACGUCGAGCAGGCACAGGGCGACGUCGAGGCCUACUUGAAGGGAGAAGGCAAGGCCGAGGGCAGCAGCAGCCCCGACGAGAUCACGCGCAUCACCACGCAGAGGCAGGCGGCCGAGAAGCUCGAGGUGAACAAGGCCAGCUGGGGCGACUUCUGCCGCCACUACGCCAAGCCCAAGAACGCCAUGCUGCUCGCCGGCACCGCGCUCUCGUGGUGCUUCCUCGACAUCGCCUACUACGGCAUCUCGCUCAACAACGCCACUAUCCUGAGCGUCAUCGGCUACUCGACGGCCGGUGCCACGAGCACGUACCAGAUCCUCUACAACACGGCCGUCGGCAACAUGAUCAUCGUGCUGGCCGGCGCCGUGCCGGGCUACUGGGUGACCGUGUUCACCGUCGACACGGUCGGGCGCAAACCCAUCCAGUUUAUGGGGUUCGCAGUGCUAGCUAUCCUGUUCAUCGUCAUGGGCUUCGCGUACCACCAGCUCGCGCCCAACGCGCUGCUGGCCAUCUUCGUGCUGGCGCAGUUCUUCUUCAACUUCGGCCCCAACAGCACGACCUUCAUCGUGCCGGGCGAGUGCUUUCCCACGCGGUACCGGUCGACGAGCCACGGCAUCUCGGCCGCCGCCGGCAAGCUCGGCUCCGUCAUCGGCCAGGGCGCCAUCGCGCCGCUGCGCACCCGCGGCGCCGUCCCGGGAGGCGACCCCAACCCUUGGAUGAACCACGUGCUGCAGAUCUACGCCCUCUUCAUGCUGCUCGGCCUCGGCUCCACUGCCCUCAUCAAGGAGACCAAGCGCAAGACCCUCGAGGAGCUCGCCGGCGAGGAGCCGCACGCCGCAGCCGCGUCCCCCCCCACCGGUAGCAGCGACAGCAACAGCAGCGUGAGGCCAGAUAAGACGACGCGCCAUGUCACAGUAGCUUAGCUUAGGUUGCGAGGGUUAGAGGAUGGACAAGAUGGCGAUGAUGAUACCCCUGAAAAUUAAUUUUACUUAUAUAUUUCAUUUUCUUUUGUUUGACAUGGAUAGAGUUUUGGAGAUAUGACAGAAAGCUCAGAGGAGCUUGACUCCUUUUCGCAAGUAGAUUUACUGCUAUGGACAGGUAGAUAGAUUGAUGAAAUAGAUGGAUAGAUGGGUCUGGGAGAUGGAGGGGGGGGGGUUACUAAAAAAAAAAAAAAAAAAAGAAUGGGCUGGUUGCCUCUCCCUGGUGGUGCUUACGAUG
Lasiosphaeria miniovina is the source of this 2268-nucleotide messenger RNA. Its product is annotated as major facilitator superfamily domain-containing protein. Gene Ontology annotation, biological process: phosphate ion transport; transmembrane transport. Gene Ontology annotation, cellular component: membrane. The coding region runs from base 246 to 1973 and encodes 575 amino acids. The record is from RefSeq and is a predicted model, not a curated record. NCBI's taxonomy places the organism in Eukaryota, Fungi, Ascomycota, Sordariomycetes, Sordariales, Lasiosphaeriaceae. Gene Ontology annotation, molecular function: phosphate transmembrane transporter activity. The transcript is spliced from 2 exons.